This is a messenger RNA of Musa acuminata subsp. malaccensis (wild Malaysian banana), 4841 nucleotides long. The record is from RefSeq and is a predicted model, not a curated record. NCBI's taxonomy places the organism in Eukaryota, Viridiplantae, Streptophyta, Magnoliopsida, Zingiberales, Musaceae.
AGAAUAGAUUGAAGGAAGGAAAAGAGGGAUUGUGUUUGUAGGGACAUUAGAUUAAGAAGGGGAAGAGUGGAAGAGAUGGAAAGAUGAAACUUGAACGCUUUCUUGCCUGCCAUUGCUUCUCUCUGCACUCCAUUUAGGAGAUCCUGCUCUGAUCUCUCUCAGAUUGCUCGUUUCUGGAAUUGUUGCGAGGUGUUGAUGAGGCCGAACGAGGAGCAGAUCCACGGGACGCAUCGGCAGAAACCCGGAUAACAGAGGAGCUAAAAACGAGGUAGGUUGUGUGCGUUGGUGGGCCGGUGAAGGCGAGAGAGCACUUUCCUCGGGGGGGCUUCUUGAAAGUUGAGGUUUUUAAUUGGCCAUACCUGUGUCGCUGGAGUUUCUCGGGUUCUUGAUUUCUGACUUAUUUGAUUGCUGGUGGGUGUAUCUUCUUCAAGCAAUUUGAUUUAUUCGAAGGGUUUUGGUAGAAUUGUAUUGUUGUGCAUUCCGUAAGCAGAAAGGUGAGUUCUUGAUGCGGAGGGCUCUUUUUGGGAGAAGAAAGAUGUAGGUUUUGAUACUGUAGGCUUGUGAGACUGGUUAGUAUGCAUCUUUUGGUAGAAUUUGGUGAAAAGGUGACGUUUGCUUGAAACUUGUGGCUGGGAGGCUUCGUUUCGUGGAUCUCUGUGGUUGUCUUUGGAUUCCUUUUUUACUUUUCUUUCUGGUUUGGUUUGUGAGAAUAUGUUGGACAUGUUAGGAAGUGUAGAGUGAUGAACAGAAAGGGUUUUCAAAGUUAGGUUCUGGGACUCUGGAUUUGGCUGCUUUUUGGGUUCAAUAAAUGGGGAGAAGGUAAUAAUGUGAAGUCUUGGUUUUCCUAUAUGCCCCAAGGAAUUAUUUAUGCUCAUGAACUUUCUUUUAAGAUAAAAGAUUCAGUUUGUCACAUCCAAAAAGAACUCAAGGAUUCAUUUGGUUGUCCAUGAACUUUUGGAGGCUUCGGGAUGACAGAGGGUGGUCUUUGAUUUUUGUUCCCUUCAAUUCAGGAGAAUGAGGGUGUUUAGCUGACGAAGUGGUUGGUUAUGUUCUUGGUGAUCUAACUCUUCUCUUGUAUAUAUUGUAUGUGCAUUACGCCUUGGUCUUAUUACUACCGAUGGCUAAAUUCUUGGAGAUCUUGGGACCUGGAAGAGUAUCUGCUGCCAUUGAUCUCAAGUUCAUAGCUUUGUUUGCUGCUCUAUUUGUAUCUAGUUCUGAUGGGAUAAACAUGGAAGGCAAGUACCUCUUGCAACUUAAGAGUGAAAUAAGAGACGUUCUCCACAACCUUGAUAACUGGAGCCCUGAUGAUCUUACGCCCUGCCAGUGGAAUGGUGUUAAUUGCACUUCUGACUAUGAUCCAGUGGUUUUCUCACUUGAUCUGAACUCCAUGAAUCUUUCUGGGUCUGUUUCUCCAAGCAUUGGGGGAUUGAUUCACUUGACUUAUCUUGACCUUUCCUUCAAUCAGUUCUCUGGGACGAUCCCCGGGGAGAUUGGAAAUUGCUCCAAGUUAGAGAUGCUGUACCUGAACAAUAACAACUUUGAGGGCAGCAUCCCACCACAACUGGGGAACCUUGUCUCCUUGUUCAAGUGCAAUUUGUGCAAUAACAAACUUUCUGGUUCAUUUCCUGAGGAGAUCGGAAAUCUCUCAUCGCUCAUGGAAUUUGUGGCAUACACCAACGACCUUAUUGGUCCAUUGCCUCGUACCAUAGGCAAGCUCAAGAACUUGGCCAUCUUUCGAGUAGGGCAGAAUCUGAUCUCUGGAAGCAUUCCGGUUGAGAUCAGUGAAUGCCACAACCUCGAAUUGCUUGGUCUUGCCCAAAAUCAGCUAGGAGGAGCGAUUCCUAAAGAAAUAGGGAAACUAAGGUACCUAGCUGAACUGAUCCUUUGGGACAAUCAAUUAUCUGGAGUUAUUCCUAAAGAGCUCGGAAACUGUACAGACCUUGUGACACUUGCACUUUACCAGAAUUAUCUAGUGGGUGAUAUACCUGUUGAGCUCGGAAACCUGAAGAAUCUAGAGAAGCUAUAUCUUUACAGGAAUAGUUUCAAUGGGACAAUACCUAAAGAAAUUGGGAAUCUUACUCUGGCAACAGAAAUAGAUUUCUCGGAGAAUAUGUUGACGGGGAAAAUACCAGCAGAGUUGAGUAACAUAAAAGGCUUGCGCCUGCUCUACCUCUUUGAGAACCAGCUUGUAGGCAUCAUACCCCCCGAGCUGUGUGCGCUGAAGAACUUAAGUAAGCUCGACCUCUCAAUCAAUUAUCUCACUGGAUCCGUUCCUCCCGGAUUGCAAUAUCUGCCUGAUCUGAUCCAGUUGCAACUCUUCAACAACAUGCUCUUUGGUAACAUUCCUCAGAAUCUUGGAUUGUAUAGUCCACUUUGGGUGGUUGAUUUCUCAAACAAUAACCUCACUGGUCAAAUCCCAAGUCAUCUAUGCCGACAUUCAAAUCUUAUUUUGUUGAAUCUCUGGUCCAAUGAACUAAGUGGUAGCAUCCCCCCUGGGGUUACAAAUUGCAAAUCCUUGGUGCAGCUUCGUCUAGGUGGGAAUAGCCUCACAGGAGGCUUCCCCUCUGAUCUCUGUGGACUGGAAAACCUUACCACCAUUGAGUUAGAUGAGAACAGGUUCAGUUGUCCUAUCCCUCCGGAGAUAGGACAGUGCAAAGCUCUGCAGAGACUGGACCUGGCAAACAACUUCUUCACACAUGAGUUGCCAGGUGAAAUUGGAAAUCUGUCACAGCUUGUCGUCUUUAACAUCUCCUCCAAUGAAUUUGGAGGAAGAAUGCCUCCAGAAAUAUUUAACUGUACGAUGCUUCAACGACUUGAUCUCAGCCAUAAUCACUUUGAAGGAAAAUUGCCUAAUGAAAUUGGAAAACUUCUGCAGCUCGAACUGCUUAUACUUUCUGAUAAUAUGUUUUCUGGAACCGUACCUUCCAUCAUAGGAAAGCUCUCUCAUUUGACAGAACUGCAGAUGGGUGGUAAUCAAUUUUUUGGCACAAUACCAAAUGAAUUGGGUGGGCUUUCAAGUUUACAAAUUGCAAUGAAUCUCAGCUAUAAUAAUUUUUCUGGAAAUAUUCCACCAGAGAUUGGCAAUCUUGCGCUGCUAGAAUUCCUUUUGUUAAAUAAUAACUACUUAACUGGUGUAAUCCCAGCCACAUUUGCAAAUUUAUCUAGUUUACGUGGACUGAAUGUCUCUUAUAAUGAUCUAACUGGAUCUCUUCCUCCCAUUCCAUUGAUUCAAAGUAUGGCCCAAAGCAGCUUUAUUGGAAAUAAAGGGCUAUGUGGUGGACCACUUGGCGAAUGUGGUGUAUCGCCAUCUUCUUCUACAUCACCAUCAUUGAGAAAAAAAAGCACCCCCUUCAGUAAGAUCAUUGUCAUUAUUGCUGCUGCUGUUGGAAGCAUUUCACUUGUUCUGAUCGCUGUUGUUUUAUAUUUUAUGAGACGGCCAGUCGAGACAAUGGCUCCAUUGAAAGAGAAACAACUAUAUUGUUCAGCAUCAGGCACACAUAUCUCCCCAAGAGAAGGAUUCACAUUCCAUGAUCUGGUUGCUGCUACAGAUAAUUUUGAUGAGAGUUUUGUUAUUGGAAGGGGUGCUUGUGGCACAGUUUACAGAGCUAUUACCCAGUCUGGGCGGACAGUUGCCGUAAAGAAAUUAGCAUCUAGUAGGGAAGGAAGUAACAUUGAGAACAGCUUCCGUGCAGAGAUUUCUACUCUUGGAAAGAUUCGACAUCGAAAUAUUGUAAAGCUAUAUGGUUUCACCUAUCACAAUGGUUCCAAAUUUCUUCUCUACGAGUACAUGUCAAGUGGAAGCCUGGCUGAUCUUCUUCAUGGAGAAUCUUCUUUUCCACUUGACUGGGAUACUCGUUUUAUGAUUGCCGUUGGGACUGCUGAGGGGCUUUCAUACUUACACCACGAUUGCAAGCCCCACAUCAUUCACCGAGAUAUAAAGUCCAGCAACAUUUUGCUUGAUGAAAAUUUUGAAGCUCAUGUUGGAGAUUUUGGAUUAGCGAAGUUGAUUGACGUGCCACAGUUAAAAUCAAUGUCUGCAAUUGCUGGGUCAUAUGGGUAUAUAGCACCUGAAUAUGCAUAUACUAUGAAGGUUACAGAAAAAUGUGAUAUAUAUAGCUAUGGAGUUGUCCUACUGGAAUUGCUGACCGGAAGAACACCAGUGCAACCACUUGACCAAGGAGGUGACCUUGUUACAUGGGUAAGAGCAUAUAUUAAGGAUAAUUCUUUGACUUCUGGAAUAUUUGACAGUCAUUUGAACUUGGAAGACAAGAAUGCUAUCAGCCACAUGAUCAUGGUUUUGAAAAUUGCUUUAUUAUGUACAAGUUCAUCACCAUUGAAUAGGCCAUCUAUGCGAGAAGUUGUACUGAUGUUAAUGGAGUCUAAAGAGAAAGCUAGGGGCCUUCCAUCCUCCACAGAUUCUGAUCACUCUGUGAAGAAAGACCAGUCAUAGUGUAUUUAUAUUUUACAUUCAUCAAAAUUAUAUGUUCACUCCGAUAUAUACUUUUUAAAUAGCCCUCCUCAGUUCCCAUCUUGUAUGCAAUAACUACUCAUUACAUCUCAAAAUUUUUACUCACAAAAUCCGAAGGUGAAACUUAGUAUGAUCCAGAUCGUCUUGUUUGCCAGUUAGCGUGAUUUUGGAAGCCAAACGGAUGAAAAGAGCUGCUAAAGCUAAAGCCAAACGUAUACUUCUUUGAUGAUACUUCAGCGUAAACAUUGUAAUUAAGUUUAUUUAGUCUGUACCUAGUUUCAUCUUUUUUUUUUUCGAAACCAUGAUACUUCAAGGUGAUUUAGUUUGUAAACCAGAAAUUAUUUCUUCUAGUGUUGUUUGAACAAGUUUUGUA